Solanum tuberosum (potato) is the source of this 861-nucleotide messenger RNA. RefSeq lists its product as uncharacterized. NCBI's taxonomy places the organism in Eukaryota, Viridiplantae, Streptophyta, Magnoliopsida, Solanales, Solanaceae. The record is from RefSeq and is a predicted model, not a curated record. The transcript has a single exon. Bases 1 to 861 code for a protein of 286 amino acids.
AUGCCUCCCUCGGUACCUACAAAGUGGCUGCCCAAAGUUACUCCACCAUUCCCUCAAAGAUUGAAGAAGAGGGAUGAAGAUGUGAAGUUCCAAAAGUUUCUUUUCGUCUUCAAAACUCUUUCCAUUAAUCUUCCUUUGCUGGAGGCAUUGUUAGAAAUUUUGGGUUAUGCAAAGUUUGUGAAAUAUUUGGUUACUAAGAAGAGGAGUAUGGAUUUCGAAACGAUUGAGGCAUUCCAUAGUUGUAGUGCCAUUUUGUCGAGCAACAUGGUUGUCAAUAAGGAUGACCCGGAGAAAUUUACUAUCCCUUGCACUAUAGAGAUGUUUCAAUUCGCUAAAGCAUUGUGUGAUUUGGGGUUAAGUAUAAACUUGAUGCCCUAUGCCAUUUUCAAGCAACUUGGGCUAGGUGAGCCUAAACCUACCACUAAGCGUCUUCUCAUGACCGACCUCUCUAUCAAGUGCCCUACUGAUAUCCUUUAUGACAUUUUGGUGAAGGUAGAAAAAUUUAUAAUUCCAACUGAUUUUGUGAUCCUCGAUUGCGCGAUUGAUGCCGAGGUCCCUAUUAUUCUUGGUAGGCCGUUCUUGGCUACUGGAAAAUCUCUUGUUGAUGUGGAAACUGGUGAAUUGAAUUUUCAGGUAAAUGGUGAGGAAGUUACAUCCAAUAUUUGUAAAUCAAUGAAGCAACCAAGUGACCUCCAUGUGAUAUCGGUCAUUGAUGUGAUUGAAAAAGCGGUUGCAAGUGCGUAUGAAUUUUCUUGUGUUGGUGAGUCUUUGGUUGCCGUCCUUUUAUAUUAUGAUUGGGAGGCAAUUCAAGAUUAUGAUAGAGAUAGUGUCUGCUCUAUUGGGUUUAGAUUUUUAUUCUAA